AAAAAGUUACAAUAAAAGUGAACUCAGCCCCAAGUGUUGUUAUAGCUAGGCUUCCUUUAAGUCCAGGUGAAGAACUACCCCUUUUUUUCCUUCUCAUACUUAUGAUUCAGCAUUUUAGAGCAUUUCCAUUUAUUUAAAUGAUCUUUCUUGCAUUGUAUGUUUUAGUCAUUUUAAUAGGCUGUUUUGUUGUUGUUGUUGUUGUUUUAAAAAAAAAAUAUAUCUCUUUGCUCUUUGUUUUUAAAAGUGCGCGGUCUUGUAAAUAAUAAGGAUUAUUGUAUUGUAUGUAAUAAUUGUAAGUUACGCGGGCUACGUGUAUUGUAUUACCCUGUUGUCAUGUGUGUUUGACUCUUUGACGUUUUUGUUGGUACGUCCCGGGCCGCGUCGUCGUAGUGGUACAGCCCACUUCUCGCGCGGAGGAGGCGUGCAAGCUUUCAUCCACAGUUAGGUCCGCACGAGGACGACACGGUCGGGUCCAGUCCAGUCCACGGAGCCAUGGAGCCGCUGUACGGACUUUUAACAACACUCCUCGUCGUUUACGGACUCGCCGCAGACGUGAGCAGUAACCUGGUGGUGGUGCUCCCUGAGAAAGUGAACGCAGUGCAGGGCAAGAAGAUCACGCUGAGCUGUAGGAUUGAGGCAGUACCUGACCUCAAACUCAUCCAGUGCUCCUGGGAGCGCCAACUCCCUUCAGGCAAGGAGAUCAUGGCGGUGUUCCACUCGGAGUACGGGACGUCCAUCCCGGCUGAGUUGGCCAAUCGCGUCUCAUUCGUUACCGCCUCGGCCCAAGAUGUCAGCAUCACCCUGGACGUCGUGAACCUUGCAGAUAUCGGCUCAUACACCUGCAAAGUGUCCACUUUCCCGCUGGGAAAUGCCCAAGCGUCCACGUAUGUCAAUGUAUUAGUGGAGCCCAAGGUGUACGUGUCGGCCGGGCCCGCCGCCCUGCUGGAAGGCGAGAGCGAGUCUCUGGUGGCCACUUGCAUCGCCGAGCGCGGCCGCCCUGCCGCCGAAGUCUCCUGGGAGACGGAGCUGCGCGGCCGCGAGGAGACGCAGAGUCACGACGAGCCCGACGGCACGGCUAGCGUGCACGUACGCUACAUGUGGGAGCCGCACAGCUCCGCCCAGGGCAAGACGCUCACCUGCGUGGUGCGCCACCCCGCACUGCAGACCGAGUUCCGCAUACCCUACACGCUCAAUAUUCAGUUUGCACCGAUGGUCUUCAUAAAGGGGGGGGAGAAAAACUGGUAUGCCGGACAAACCGAUGUGACGAUCAUUUGUGGCGCGCAGGCCAAUCCCCCCGUCCGGGAGUAUACGUGGGUCAGGUUGGAUGGACAAAUGCCGGAGAACGUUAAUAUUGUUACCAACCGGUUCGCUUUCACGCGCCCGUUGGAGCUCAACGACUCGGGCGUGUACCGCUGCGAAGCCACCAAUGACGUUGGCGUGCGCAGCCACGACUUGUCCAUCUGGGUGCAAGAACCCCCCUCCACCACGGCCGCCCCCGUCCCCACCACCUCCGACGGGCCGCCCCACGUCCCCGGCACGGCGCGCUCCCCGUUCACCUCGCCCACGCUGGCCCCCGUGCGGGACGCCACGCUGGGCGCGGUGGUGGGCGGCGCGGUGGGCGGCGGCGUCCUGCUGAUCCUGGCGCUGGUCGCCGCCGGCUUCUGUUUCAUGCGCAAGCGCCUCACCUUCCGGGGCGACUACUACACCAAGCAGUACCUGGGCCCCUCGGACAUGCAGAAGGAGUCGCAGCUGGACGUCCUGCAGCCGCACGAGCUCCAGGAGGUGUACGGAGACAAGGCCGACAACGGCAGCCAGGAGCUCAAGCCCAAACUCUCCGGGGACGUCAUUUACCCCGACUACACGGGCGGGGACCGGGGCGGCGACGACUGGGCCGACCGGGAGGGCGACUACUACCCCGAUCGCUGCCGCGGCCAGAACACGCACCACCCGUGCGGGCCGCCCGUGGUCAACAACGGCUCGCCUUACCUCCCCGAGGACUGCUACAACAACUGCGCCGACGGUGACUACGUGUCGCACACGGACGGCUCGGUCAUCUCGCGGCGGGAGUGGUACGUCUGAGCAAACGGGGAAACCGCUUUACCUUCUGGAAGAGGCCGGGACGCCUCCGCCGUGAUGUGAUUGGCCAACAUUUGGCCUGUUGAAAGCAUCGAGUAUCAGAAACGCUCUCAAAGGGAACGUCAGGAAAAAAAGGGGAACGAGGGUUUCCUUACACUUCUACACACUACUGAGAUGUGUUUAACUGUCGCACAAAUGUCAAAGCGUGACCUAGCGGGGGAGACCCCCGUGGUUAGCUUGUCCCACUCACCCAGCCUCCACCCCCAACACCACCCACGCCCUCCAUUUUAUGUGGCCCGCAAAUGUUCCUGUUCAAAACUGGACAUGAAAAUGCAGGGGCGGUUAUGUACAGUAGGGAUGGGCGAGUACCGUUCCGAGGUAACGGGUACUCGGGAAGGCUGCUGAUACCAGCCACCGAUACUUAAAAGGAAAAAGAAGCUGACAUUCUGUCCUCCUCACCAGUAGUUGGCGCUACACUGCGGCGGUUCGACACAUCGGCGAAUAAGCAUUUGUGUCAAAGAAAGAAACGUCUUUGUUCUCAGUUAUAUGUCCCGUAUAUGAGUUAGUUUAAAUUUUAUGUAACAAAAGUACCAGUGGUAUCGGUAAUUGGUAACGGUGUGCACUUAAAAGUGAAUACUCGUACUGGUAUCGGUCUAAAACAGUGUGAUUGAACAUCCCUAAUGUACAGCUUUCUGAAGGGUUCCACAAGCACUGUCCCAAUGGGAAAUUGGUGUCAAGGAAGUAAGUUAAAUUGACAAAAGCUCGGAAAAGUCUGGAAAAAUAACCACUCUGAAAAAUCUACGCAACGGCAGCAACCAAGUAUUUAUACUCGGUUGCCACCAUUCCCGCGAGGUGGCUCCGGCGAUGAAAACGACACUGUCCUACGCCUUCUCCCGUUUCACACGCUAGUGGAUUUUUUUUCGUGGAUUUUUGUUGUUGUUGAUGACCGCAGCACGUCUGCCUACUGGUUAGCGCGUCUGCUUGAAAGUUCUGUGGUUCCGUGUUUGAAUCUGGGCUCCGGCCUUUCUGUAUGCAGUUUGCAUGUUGUUGUUUUUUUCUCCCACAUCCCAAAAACAUUCAGCUUGGUUGAAGACUAGGCUGCCUGUGCGCACGCGAGUGUGAACUGAUAAUGUGGCCUGCAAUUGGCUGCAGACCAGUCCAGUGUUACCCCAGUUCUCUCACCAAAAGUCAGCCGGUAUAGGACAAGAAACUGCAGAAACUCGAAGGAAGUUUGUUUCAUCAAUUUUCGGCGUUGCAAAUGUCUGUUGUGGUUCUCGAAGCGCCGUAGCGGCCGCGUCGAUCGUCCGGGGGAAAAAAAAAAAACAGGAAAAACUUUGCCUUGAGGCGGACGACGAGAACAUCUUAGCGGAAACAUUGUUAGCCGCUGACAUCACCGGCCGUCGCACAAAAGCUCGGCUGCGCCCGCUCAUCACGGAAAAAAAAAAGCGCAAGAAAUGUGAUCUGCCGAGAGCGAGGGGAAGAAAAGUCCAAAAAGAUGGAGACGUUCUCUCUCUCUCUCUCUCUCUCGUGCGUGCAGUCCACACAAACGCGGCGACGUCAUCACUUGGAGCGCACACCAACUUGCACUUUUCCUCCAACAUCAAAGACGACUUGAAAAAUACAGUGGUGCCUUGACUUUUGAAGAAUUCAACUCUAAUCCUAAAAGAAGUUUACGCUUUCCUUGAGCCUUAAUGCUAACAAUGUAAAAUGCCACAGGUGAGCUAACAAAUAGCAUUGAUAGUUGCGGUGUUACAAUGCUGUACACCAGUGUUCCCCAUCCUUCUUUGCACCGCGGACCGGUUAGCAGUCGGCAUUUUUUCUUCACGGACCGGCUGUGGUGGCGUGCGCGCAUAUAUAUAUAUAUAUAUUAUAUAUAUAUAUAUAUAUAUAUUAUAUAUAUAUCCGCUUUACCACUUAUCCUCACUGGGGUCGCGGGCUGCUGGAGCCUAUCCCAGCUAUCUUGGGACAGGAGGCGGGGCGGGGUACCCCUGAACUGGUCGCCAGGCAAUCGCAGUAUGUGUGUGUAUAUAUAUAUACACACGCACACGUAUGUAUAUAGCGGCACGGUGCACGACUGGUUAGAGCGUCUGCCUCACAGUUCUGAGGUCCGGGGUUCAAUCCCCAGCCCAGCCUGUGUGGAGUUUGCAUGUUCUCCCCGUGCCUGUGUGGGUUUUGUCCGGGCACUCCGGUUUCCUCCGACAUGCCAAAAACAUGUAUGGUAGGUAAAUUGAAGACUCUAAAUUGCCCGUGGGGGGGGGGAAUGUGAGUGCAAAUGGUUUUUGAUUGUAUGUGCCCUGCGAUUGGCUGGCAACCAGUUCAGGGUGUACCCCGCCUCCUGCCCGAUGAUAGCUGGGAUAGGCUCCAGCACGCCCGCGACCCCAGUGAGGAGAAGCGGCUCAGAAAAUGGAUGGAUGGAUGGAUGGAUAUAUACGCAGUAUGUAUGUAUGUGUGUGUAUGUAUGUAUGUGUAUGUAUGUAUGGAUAUAUACACACACACACACACACACACGUCCACUGCGGGCGAGAUGCAGGAGUGGGGCUCGGAGUUAUUGUUGGCAGCCAGACCAGAUUGCAUUUCCAUAGCUCCUCAAUGAGAGUAGACUAACUCCAUAAAAGUAGUUCUGCCUGUGUCGAGCAGCAACCUACGACUGUAUCUGUAUCAGGGCGGACGUGGUGCGUGAGAGUUAACUGUUGCGAUAAACCCGUAUUUUAAGUAGGACUCCUCAUAUAGUGUUGUUUCGUUCGCAAACGUUUAGUUCAAAAGAACAAAUCUUUUCAGUAAACGUAAUGAGCUGAAUUAGUUUAUGAAAUGAUUUGGUUCUUUGAGCUCUGCCGCCGUUAGCCAGCCCGCUCAGACCGGAAACUGAAGCGUUCUGUCCACGCUACCUGUCAAUUGCAACGCGCAGCUGUUCCGGUCAAUUUAAAAAAAUAAUUAAAAAAACACAUUGACACGCGAAUUGCAAUGUAACAGAAAUGAUAUAAAUUGGUCAUUCUUUCUCUGUGGCCCGAUAACGAAUGCCUCACGGCCCGAUACCGGUCCGUGUACCGGUGGUUGGGGACCGCUGCUGUACAUGACGUAGUUGAACACAAUCAGUGCAGCAACACAUGUACACAGACAAACUAAAUAUACUCACAGGCAUAUAUUUAUCCUGUGCGCGAAACGAUUAUUUUUGGAGUUUACUGAGUCACUUCCAGUAGUUGUGGAAGUCCUCGUUUGUGUCUGCAUGACGACUGUGCUGCCUCCCGGUGGACAAGUUGCACACACCAGAAGGAGCCGCUAUGAAGUAAUGAUGCACAUUCUUGAUUCUUUACGUUAUUUUGAAUUAAGUUAUUAUUGUAUGUUUUUCUAAAAUACAAUAUCACCGAAUGCUAAUUUCCUUUUUUUUUUUUUAAUUUGUAUUUCUUUUAUUUUUUGUGGGGGGUGGAUGAGGGAGACUGGAACAGAUUAAUGGCAAUUCCAUUCACUUCAGUUGGAAAAUAUGAUCUGAGAAACGGCUGUUUUGAGUUAGGAGCAUGGUCGUGGAAUAAAUUAAACUAGUAUCAAGGUACCACUGAAUUAACCCAAAAUACACAAAAAUGAAACAAAGUCCGGAGAACUGCCUGCGUUCCCACCACACUACGAAAUGUGGACCUGUGUUAAGCUGAAUUAAGCGAUGAAUUAUUCACUCCAACAUGAGCGAUGAAGGCAUUCGGACGGAGGGAGCGCGUGCUGCAACGCGUCGCCGCCUCGUCGGGGUUUUCUGCGUUGCCGCUUGCGGGCGCAUCGUGACCCCGCCCUCGCUGAGAAUAAACCGCUUUAAUGUCAAAAACGCGCGCGCACGCGGACAGAAGUGCCGGCCGCCGCCGCCGCCGCAUCGGGGGAGCGGCCCUCGCCUCAAAUCUCCCAACUUUAAUUUCGCCUCUCGCUAAAUCUGUCAUUUGCGGCACAUCUGAACUUGAAUCAUCGUCGCCUGCUGAAAUCGGGGGUGGUUUGGCUUCCAGCGAGUUAAGAGGUGGAGGAGGGGGCGACACGCUGGAAAGAGAAAAGUUGAAUUUGGUGGAGGGGAAAACACUUUUAGUGAGAACGAAAGUCAUUGUUUUGGAUUAAAGCAAAGAUUUUUUUCAAGAUCAUUUUUCUUCCCUAGAUAGUCAUUAAUUCAAGUCUUUUUUUAAAAAGAUAAAAGUACUUUAACCAUGGAGGAUUAUUUUUUUUUAAUAUUGAAAAAGUGUGACACUUGUAACAUUACAACUGUUUUCUAGAAAAAGACAUUUUCGCCCAACCAGUCAACAUGUGGGCAGCCGAGGCGUGGAGGGGGUCCGCUUUGACGCGAUCAGUAUCGUGUCGCUGCUUUUUGCAGAUGAUGUGGUUCUGCUGGCUUCAUCGGGCCGUGAUCGCCAACUCUCGCUGGAGCAGUUCCCAGCCGAGUUUGAAGCGGUUGGGAGAGACCGCGGUCCUCAGUCGGAAAAGGGCGACGUGCCCUCUCCGGGUCCCUUGUGAUAAAGGAGGAGAGAAGGCGAAGCUCUCGAUUUACCGGUCGAUCUCCGUUCAAGACCGAAAGAUCGUGUCCGGGCUCGCCUGAGAGAGAAGGUGACAAGCUCGAUCACCCGGGAGGAUCUCAGAGUAGAGCCGCUGCUCCUCCGCAUCGAGAGGAGCCGGAUGAGGUGGCCGGGGCAUCUGAUUGGGAUGCCUCCCGGACGCCUCCCCGGUGAGGUGUUCCGGGAACGUCUCACCGGGAGGAGACCCCGGGGACGACCCAGGACACGCUGGAGACGCUACGUCCUUCGGCUGGCCUGGGAACGCCCCCAAAUUAAGACUUUAUUACCUAAAAAAAAUAAAAUAAAUAAAAAACAUUCUUUUGCUGAAAAUCUCAAUUUUUUUUCUCCCAGAGAGAACUACAGUUUUGGGCAACUUUGUUGUGUAAAUCAAUUUUUCAUUUCACUCUUGUCUUUCCUGAUAACGACGUGUCCUAAAUUCCUGAAAAAGAACAUUUUGUUUUGGAUAUGAUGAGAGUUCUGACUUUUCCAAGCUUCUCCUCUUCAACUCCAUGAAGUUUAUUUAUUCCCCACCGUCAUUUUGUGUUGUACAUAGCGCUAAGGUAUUAGCUUAGCAUCAGCUGUUGUCGCUGACGAGACGGUGCCUUACGACGCGUUUGAUUUCAUGUAAGCAAAACGGGACUAAAGUUUGUCAGGCUUUUUCGCAUUUUGUAAACGGACGCGUGAAACUCGUUAGCGAGCGAGCGAGAAUCUGAGGAAAUAUUGUUUUGUACAUAGGCUGGCCAUUUUUCUAUUGUUCAAUAAAAAAGGAAUUGUUUUUCUAUGUUAAUAUUGAAAAGUUGAGAUGUGUUUUUUGGUUUGCUGUCGACCGGUGCUUCGGUACGGAAACUGAAGCGGAGAUGAAUGUGUGUCACCAUUGGACUUUUGGUUUUGUUUGUGUUCCAUUGUUUGCAAUAAAAGUUUUGGAGAUUCUGGCCCCCCCCCCG
This is a messenger RNA of Phyllopteryx taeniolatus (common seadragon), 7534 nucleotides long. RefSeq names its product nectin cell adhesion molecule 3a (gene nectin3a). The coding region runs from base 493 to 2079 and encodes 528 amino acids. NCBI's taxonomy places the organism in Eukaryota, Metazoa, Chordata, Actinopteri, Syngnathiformes, Syngnathidae. Gene Ontology annotation, biological process: homophilic cell-cell adhesion; heterophilic cell-cell adhesion. The record is from RefSeq and is a predicted model, not a curated record. Gene Ontology annotation, cellular component: apical junction complex; adherens junction. The transcript has 6 exons.